Mucor mucedo is the source of this 1056-nucleotide messenger RNA. Its product is annotated as F/Y rich C-terminus-domain-containing protein. Gene Ontology annotation, biological process: regulation of cell cycle. Gene Ontology annotation, cellular component: nucleus. NCBI's taxonomy places the organism in Eukaryota, Fungi, Mucoromycota, Mucoromycetes, Mucorales, Mucoraceae. The transcript has 5 exons. Bases 89 to 937 code for a protein of 282 amino acids. The record is from RefSeq and is a predicted model, not a curated record.
UUUUUUGUGACCGCCAUAAAAACGCAUAAAAGUUACCUUUUUGUUGUUAUAUUUUUUUUUAUACAUUUACAAUUACCAGUCUUGAAGCAUGAUGGACAAUCGGAUCGUCGCACCCUCUUUAUCAAACGUUUCUGGGUCACGAUUAAGUGGAAAUCAAGACGACUUUCCAACAGAAGCUUUAGAAUCGACAUUAGACAAUUUACUAGAGAAAAACUCUGAACUUACAAAGCAUUUAGAAAAGGCACUUUUAAAGAUAUCACGCUUACGAAAGCAGCGCAGCGUAUUAUUAGAUGUGAUUGUCAAAGUAAAUUCAAACGAUGAAGCGUAUGAAGAUGAUGAUAAUGUGGACGAUACCGAAUUAUUAUCAGAUAUAGAUUCUGAAGUUGAAUCCUCCGACGAUGACCCAGAGGUAGAGAUCAUCCCGCUUCCACAAACCAAACGUAGAAAAGUACAGGCCAAAAGGCAGCGAGGCACCAAAUCCAUCAUUGUGCCCAAAGACGAAUCCGGUAAUUAUAUUUUUCCAGUGCAAAUAGGCAGAACCUUGUUAUUAUCGCUUGGAAAUAUCAUACCCAAUGAGAACUUUUACAACCAGAAUUACAUAUUUCCAGUCGGUUACUCAAUGCAGAGAACUUACAAGAGUAUGGUAAAUGAACAUGCUUUUACAACAUAUACUUGCUCGAUCGAUAAAGAUGCCUUUGAUAAACCCAUCUUUUGCAUUCAAGCGGAAGAUGCACCUGAUAUCAUCAUACAAAAGAACACACCUACAGCCGCCUGGUCAGAAGUGCUUAAGCGAUCCAACGAGCUUCGAAAGAAAGAGUUUAAAAACACUGUGUCUGGACCUGAAUAUUACGGCUUAUCGUUUGCCACAAUAAAAAAGAUGAUCCAAGAACUCCCGGGUGCCGAAGAGUGUUUAGGAUAUCAAUGGGUCGAUCUUUAAGGAAUGAUUCCUGUGCUAUCCUAUACUACCCUCAACUUUUUUUUAAAAAAGGGAAAUUUAAUGCCAUCCAUACUAUUUAAAUUAAAAAGAAAAAAAAAAAGCAAACCUUAUUACGCUGA